This is a messenger RNA of Bipolaris oryzae ATCC 44560, 942 nucleotides long. RefSeq lists its product as uncharacterized. The record is from RefSeq and is a predicted model, not a curated record. Lineage: Eukaryota; Fungi; Ascomycota; Dothideomycetes; Pleosporales; Pleosporaceae. The coding region runs from base 1 to 942 and encodes 313 amino acids. Gene Ontology annotation, molecular function: tubulin binding. Gene Ontology annotation, cellular component: cytoplasm. Gene Ontology annotation, biological process: tubulin complex assembly; post-chaperonin tubulin folding pathway. The transcript is spliced from 4 exons.
AUGUUUGAAACCAACCUCAAAGAAACCUUUUACCGCAAAUUUCAAGAUGAUGUCGCAUCACUUGAAGCCCAAAUAUCUUCUCUUCCAGAUACACCAGCUGCAAGUCGUGAGCGAAACGAAGCCAUAGAGCAGUGUCUGGCGGGUAUAGACCGCCUAUCGCACGAUGUCAUGGACGCGUCCAGUUAUCUGCCUGCGUAUGACCAGCGAACAUAUAGCGAGGCCAUAAAAUCUCUCUCCGAAAAGCUCCAAAGCAUAAGAAAUGCCUUUGACCCCCCCAAGAAAUUCAGCUUCAAAAACAAGAGAAAAGAAGCCACAGCACCAUCCAGCACACCAACACCCGCAAAAGAACAACCAAGUACUUCCAUCCCGCCACCAUCACAGCAACAAGACGACACCCCAUCCGACCUCACCCACAAAUCCUCAACCCGCAUAACCCUCGCCUCAACCCCCUCCACCACAAACUCGCCCACAGUAUCCCACCUAGCCAACUGCAUCGUCAAUCUCACCACCAGCCCAACACCAUUCGCAACCCUCUACCUCCGCAACAUCAAAAACAGCCUCAUACUCUGCGGCCACGUCGCAGGUCCCAUCCACAUCACGCACGUGACGAAUAGCGUGAUUGUGACAUUGUGUCGUCAGUUCCGCAUGCACGAUAGUAAAAACGUGGACAUCUAUCUGCACAGUGCGAGUCGCCCGAUUUUCGAAGACUGUGAGGGAUUGAGGUUUGCGCCGUUGCCCGGCUGUUAUAUUACGCCUCAGAUAUCGGAAUCGCCGAAUCUGUGGGACCAGAUUGAUGACUUCAAGUGGCUCAAGGCUGAGCCAAGUCCUCACUUCAGCAUCAUCCCAGAGGAUAAACGUAUUCCCGACGACGUAUGGACCAAUAUAGUGCCAGAGGAAAAGGUUGUCCCCUUGCAAGAUGUCCUGACUGCUGUAAACAUCUAG